Molecule: messenger RNA, 603 nt
Organism: Chanos chanos (milkfish)
Lineage: Eukaryota; Metazoa; Chordata; Actinopteri; Gonorynchiformes; Chanidae
Gene: fgf10a
Product: fibroblast growth factor 10a
Exons: 3
Coding region: 10-603 (197 amino acids)
Molecular function (GO): growth factor activity
Source: RefSeq, a predicted model, not a curated record
UCUAGUACAAUGUGCAAAUGGAAAGUGACUAAGGGUGCUUCAGCCUGGUUUCAUCUCUCCUGCCUCUCUCUCCUGCUGGUGUUACUCCUCUGCUCGCUGCCCGUCGCCUGUCACGAUGAUGCCCAAAGGACCCCGCGAACGCCCCGUACCGCCAACUCCUCUGUGGUUGUGGGGCGGCAUGUGCGUAGCUACAGCCAUCUCCAGGGAGAUGUACGCAAGAGGAAACUCUUUUCCUUCCAGAAGUUCUUUCUCAGGAUUGAUAAAAAUGGCAAAGUCAAUGGGACCAAAAGCAAAGACGACCCAUACAGCAUACUCGAGAUCAAGUCUGUGGAUGUGGGCAUCGUUGCCAUCAAGGGGAUUAACAGCAAUUACUACUUGGCAAUCAAUAGAAAAGGAGAGUUAUAUGGGGCGAAGGACUUUGGCGAUGACUGCAAGUUGAUAGAGAGAAUUGAGGAGAACAGGUACAAUACUUAUGCAUCUGCUGAGUGGAAGCACAAGAAGAGACCCAUGUUUGUGGGAUUGAGUGCCCAGGGCAAGCCGAUGAAGGGCAAAAAGACAAGAAGGAAAAACACAGCCACACACUUUCUUCCCAUGCCCAUUUAA